UUUUUAUUUUUUAUAAUAAGGUUGACUUAGCACUAGAAAACGAAGGUUGUGCAUACGUGUCAUAUAACUUGACUAAAAAACUUUAGUUAUUUCCGACGCGCUGUAAUCGAGAACUGUGUUUUUCUCUCCCAACCAAGAUAAGUGUGUGCUUUCUUCGUGUGUUGUAGUGUGUGUGUGUGAGAGAGAGAGAGAGAGAGAGAGAGAGAGAGGUUGUGUUUGGAGUCACAUAAUAAUUAUGACCCAAGAAUUCGACUUUUGAGAUUGACAUACUUCUCAAACACGGCAAGAAUACUUCACCAUUAUCGUUACCAGCUACAAAGUUGGAGAGUAGAGAAACAAGAGAGAGAAAGUAGAGAGAGAAAGAAGAGAGAGAGAGAGAGAGAGGGUGUAAAAUACCAGGAAUUUGAGGAACUUUGAAUUUGGCGUUAAAGCAAAACAAUUUUCCAGCCACGAGUUUCAUUAACCCCAUUUUCUAUAACCUUGACUCUCAAAUUUUCUUGCUUUUUCGUAAGCACUUUCUCUCUCUACAAUUAUAAUUUCAAUUCUUGUGUAUGUGGUCGGAGAGAAGAGGGUUUACGAAGUGCCCUAAUUGUUGAUGAUAUUUACUGGUAUUAUACUGCAUUAAAUUAAGAAUUCGGUGAUUUGGGCAGGGGUAUCGGAGUUCUAAGUUGCCGUUAACCGGUGAACCAUGGCUACUCAAACGAGCACCAAAAUUCGAUUAGUUAGAUGCCCUAAGUGUCGACAAAUUCUACCCGAGUUGCCCGGUGUUUCUCUGUAUAAAUGUGGAGUAUGUGACACUAUUCUUCAAGCUAAAAUUCGGAAUCUUGAGACCAAUGGCACCGAAUCAUCCUCAAACCAAACAAGCUCUGCUUCAACAAUAAUCCAGCAAGAUUGCGUCUCGGAGGAAAAUAAUGAAGCCAGCAGCUCAAAACACGAUUCCACUAAGUCCGGUUCUUCGCUCGAUAAUGAAGACAACGUAAGAUGUCAAGAUUCUCUGCAAGAAGGUGACAGUUUUGCUGGCACGGUCAAGAAUUUGCCCGAUCUCGAGUCUCCGCCGCAAAAUGACGAAAAGGGCCCGAUUUGUUUCGCAGAUCAAAAUGUGGGCUUUCACAAAAAUGACGAUGCAUCGCAAGGUCUCAAAGUAGAUGGUGCCGCCACUAAUAACGGCCUUCCUGCUUUUAGAAACUCGAGGAGAGAGAAAAACACGAGCGCAAGUGCGGAUGGUUCCAUUGUGUCGUUUUACCUCUCGUCCCCCGAACAUUUUCCGGCCCGUAAUUUUGGAAGAAUUAGCUCUUUAGAUACACUCGAAAGUUCGCCUCCUGCCGCCUAUAAUAAACACGAAUCAAGGGGCAACAAUAACUUCUAUGCUUAUUAUGAUGGUAGUGAAUCUUCUUACGAUGGAACCGACUUCGAACGUGCCUCGCAUUUCUCGAGAAAGAACAAGGAUAUGGGCCCCGCAGAGACGAAUUAUUGGAGCACUAUGAAUCCCUCGAGUCAUCGUCCAAUAAAAAGCAGCCCGUGGGCCCCCCGAGCUACCAAAUCUAGUGAAAUUAAUACCCGUGCCAAAUAUCGGGGCAAUUUGCUUCCGCCACGUCCAGGUUUCAACUCAUCCUCGGAGCCGGAUAAAUCCGAGCUGUUGAGAACAGUGAACGAGCUGAAAGAUCAGCUCAAUCGGAUGAAUUUCCCCGAAAUUUCGUCACCCAAUAGAAUGCCGCCAUCUGGCAACAUAUACAACCCACGAUGCAACAUACCUAGGCUGGCUUUCUCGGGCGACGCCGCUUCUCAUUACAUGCAUCGAGAUAUCUGCUCCUGCCCGCACUGCUCUCCCCAAAACUAUCACUACUCGGCUCAGUUCCCAACGAACUACAGCUGUGGGGCCCACACGAGCCCACAUCGUUAUCGCACAAGCUCUGAAUUCUCGUUACGGAAAUCUAACGAUAUGAAACGAUCACAUCCAGCAAAGAGGCAUCUACGGCCAUUAGCAGGUGGGGCCCCGUUCGUGGCUUGCUAUCGUUGCUCGGAGCUAUUGCUGCUUCCAGCGGACUUUAUCCUCUUCGAGAAACGAUACCAUCGGCUGAAGUGCAACGCGUGUAAAAAGGUUCUGAAGUAUUCGCUUCUGGAAGGAACUCGUUUAGUUCCGUACCUUCCGGAAGCUUCCGCCCCUCCGCCCAGUGCUACGAGCCGGAGGAAUACUCCGGGACCACCACCACCACGACCGCUGUCUCACUGUAGCUCCUGCGGAAACGUGGACGCUGUAUCGUAUUCGGAUGAUUACGGGAGAUCGUUGUGCAAGAGUUGCUCUACGGGAGGGGAGGCUGAGGUUAGAUUACCACCCUCGUUUGACGAAGAAGCCGAGCGGAAGUCUUACUAUUACAACAUAAAGAUGAAAUCUACGUUGAAGAGCAAAGCAACCUCGGAAAUCGAAGAGAUUCCAGAAUCAUCGAAUUCUCCACUUCAUCGGCUAAUGGGAUAUUCGUCGCCUAGCCAAGUGUUGAACAAGUGAUCAUUGAUUAUUCUCGAUUCGGAGUUAUUUUUUAUUUUUUUUCGUUUUUAUAUUCGUCACCUAUAUGUUUGUUUUGACAGAUGAAAUAGGAGUGUGAGAUAUAGAGGUCAUGUUACAGGUAUAGUUGUAAUGUUGCAUACAGUGUGACUAUAGUCUAUACAUACAUAUACUUUGUAUUUAUUUAUUUAUUUGUACUCUCAUGAGAAAUAUAUAUUAUUUUUUACUU
This is a messenger RNA of Erythranthe guttata (spotted monkey flower), 2729 nucleotides long. RefSeq lists its product as uncharacterized. NCBI's taxonomy places the organism in Eukaryota, Viridiplantae, Streptophyta, Magnoliopsida, Lamiales, Phrymaceae. The record is from RefSeq and is a predicted model, not a curated record. Gene Ontology annotation, biological process: regulation of defense response to fungus.